Molecule: messenger RNA, 3237 nt
Organism: Diachasma alloeum
Lineage: Eukaryota; Metazoa; Arthropoda; Insecta; Hymenoptera; Braconidae
Product: nose resistant to fluoxetine protein 6
Exons: 7
Coding region: 4-2076 (690 amino acids)
Molecular function (GO): acyltransferase activity, transferring groups other than amino-acyl groups
Source: RefSeq, a predicted model, not a curated record
GUAAUGCAUCGAUCGGGUUUUAUUCUAUUGAUUCAACUAUUAAUUAUUGUAUCAAUUCAAUGCCAAUUACAAGGAAAUUAUGACAUUAAUGAGGUGUUUGCUCAAGUUAUUGAACAAUUGCAAUGGAACAAUGAGACGAAUAAUGUUUCAGUGAAUUUUGUUAAUGUGAUUCGUGAAUUGCAACCGGAGAAUAUAAUUACGGUCAAUGCAAAGAGAGAUUUUAAUCGUACACUCCAACAAUGGAUCGUGAAUGACACAAAAUGUGAUACGCAAUUUUCGAUAUUUGUCAAUGGACUGACGACUUCUGAACUGUGGGCUCUAAAAAUGUUGGAUUCCUCUUCGAAAAUCCCGUCUGGAAAUCUGAUCGGAAAUAUGAAAGAUCUGGGUUUCUAUGAUGAAUGUGUUUCGGUCGAAGUCACAAGAGAGGAUGAAUUCAUCCGGGGACGUCACUGCAUGUACUCAUUAUCUGUUAGAGUUCCAAAUACAACCGUAUCACUUCGUCACACCAUGUCAAUUUGCUUACCUGCUGCAUGCGAUAGCGAGCAUGUGGAUCAGAUAGUACAGCAAGCUAUGGAUACUGCAUCGAAUUAUCAUGAUUUUGAACUUGAGCUGAAAUCAGCAAGAUGCUCUUCGGUAGAUCCUGCACCGUGGGAGAUUGGUGACAUCAUUGCAAUAUCGAUAGUGACAAUUUUUGCGGGAUUUUUAAUUCUCUGUACGAUUUGCGAUAUUCUUCUCGGAGUCAAUGGAUCUAGUCUCUUCAAGCAUAAUAUAUUCAAAGAAUUAUCGAAAUUUUCGUUAUACACUAAUGGCAAACGUGUACUUGAUACUACAGUUCCGCAAGGAACACUGCCAGCGAUUCAGGGAAUACGUUUUUUCAGUAUGUGCUGGGUAAUACUCGGGCAUGAAUAUGUGAUUCUUCCCAUGGGAGCUGUGAUAAAUAUGGUUAAUAUCGGAGAGUGGAUUUCUUCUUGGCGAGCUUUAUACAUCCUCAUUGCGCCCUUUUCAGUAGACACUUUUUUUGUAGUCAGUGGUUUUCUAACGUCUUAUCUCUUUCUCAAAGAAAUUUCCAGGGGUCGGAAAUUCAACGUCAUAAUGUAUUACGUUCACAGAUACAUUAGACUUACUCCAGCUCUAGGUGCACUUUUGCUGUUGACAAUUUACGUUUUUCCACGAAUAGGAUCGGGUGCUCUGUGGGAAUCAAAUGUCGUUUCGCAAAAGCACUUGUGCUCGAAAAAUUGGUGGCCAAUGCUACUUUAUGUCCAUAAUUAUGUUAAUACCGAUUAUAUGUGGUGUCUCCCUCACACGUGGUACUUAGCUGUGGAUAUGCAAUUAUUCUGGAUAUCUCCUUUGAUUUUAUAUCCGAUGGCUAAAAAACCUAAACUGGGUAUGGCCAUUCUUCUUGCAUUUGUGAUCGCAUCGGUUAUUACACCGGCUGUUGUAGCAGCAGAAAACAAAUUCUCCGGAGCUCUAUUUAUGUUUUCAAAUUUACGAAAAUUUCAAGACGCUAUGACUUAUUUUUACGUAACAAGUUACACAAGAGCUGGUCCGUGGCUAUUGGGCGUCAUCCUUGGUUACGUCCUCUCAAAGAAACAGAUUCCACCUGUGAGAAAGUUCAUGUACUGCGGUUGGAUUCUAACUAUUUUAAUGUUUGCAUUCACAUUUUUUACAUAUCGAGUUUUUCAAACUCCUGAAUAUGAGUGGAAUGCACCAUGGGAGGUGUUCUAUGCUGCUUUCGCACGACACAUCUGGGCCUUCAGUAUUUGCUGGAUAAUCUAUGCAUCUGUACUGGGUUACGGAGGUGCCCUCAGCAAACUUCUAUCACUACCCAUAUUCAUUCCUUUUGGCAGAAUAUCUUACUCUAUUUAUCUAGUACAUUUUAUAAUUCUAACCAUGAAAAUUGGUAAUAUUAGAACACCAAAGUAUUUCAGCGAUUUCCAGCAACUUUAUCUGUUUUCUGGAGACUUUGUGAUAUGUACCUUUGGAGGAUUUAUUUUUAGUCUCUUUUUUGAAUCUCCUUUUAUGGUUCUCGAGAAAUUUUUUUUGGUAAGAAACAUACGAACGAAAACCAUGGGGUGAAGGAAAUAUUUGUCGAUCGGGAAAGGUCUGUGGAGACUAGUAACAGUGGUUAUAAAACUGAAGCGGCCUAGCAACUGGACACAAUUCUCCGAUAGACCUGGAUAUAUAGCUACAUAAUUCGGUUCUUUGCUGCGUUUAUUCAUUCCUUCCACUGAAGGAAUCAACGUAAUGAAUUUACUCCAAUAUUUGUUCAUAAGUAUAGGUGCGUAGAAAAUGUUUGGCACUAUCAAGUAAUGGGUGAGAGUAUAGUGAGUGCACCCAUAAUAUAAUUGGCUGUUGGAUCCAGAUGAAUAUGAAAUGAGGGCCGCCUUGGAGCAGUCUUCUUAUUAUCAAAAAUGUAUCUUGGAAAACAAAUUUACUAGUAUCAAUAACAUUUGGCAAGGCCGAUUACCUUUUCAUUGUUUUCAUUUUUGCGUUUUGUAUCCAUCGUAACCCGAGUUGAAAUUUUAGUCGUUCUGUGUCUUCGAAGGCGACGAUUCCUUUUGUUCUCGGAUUUUAUUUUCUUCUUCCUCUAAAAAACAUCUAGAAAAAAUCAAGAGUACGUUGAUUUGCUGCUCGAAAGCGAGUUGAAAAUAUUGAAAUUAUAGUUUUCUUCACUUCUCACUGAUACUAUAUCCGGCUAGUUAAGCCAUAGAAAACUCGGAAAACUACGGACUAUGCCCUCAAUAUCUUAAUAAAGACUUUUUUCUCCAGAAUCUCAUGAAAAAAGGAAGAUUGGGGUGUCAAUCAGCAGGCCAUGGCGUCUUUCGGCAACCUCAUCCUUUCAAAAUAAUGAAAAAUCAAGGCACUGGAAAGAAAAAACCCUUUGACCGCCAACUUCGGAAUGCGAUCGAAUCUAUAAGUGAAAUAUAAGCAGUGAAAAAUACCACAUGCGAUUUAUAUCUCCAAUUUCAAGUGGAAUCAACGUAAAGAUUAAGAUCAUGAAAAAUAUUUCCAGCUGAUUAGUGAUGGCAAUUUAUGCAGCGCUUAAUUCUUGAAUAAUGUAGCAUAAAAUAUUAUAUCAUAUCAUAUGUAUUCCCAAUGAAACACAGUUAAAAUGUUUCAGAGUUCCAUGAUUCCAUGUGAUUUUCAAACAAUCUGGAUUGUAUUAUUUUUGUAAAUUCUCAACCUCCAAUGUUUCUACCUACUCAAAUAAAUAAAAUAAAUUUUAAUCCAUAUGUA